This is a messenger RNA of Arabidopsis thaliana (thale cress), 1848 nucleotides long. RefSeq names its product zinc finger (C2H2 type) family protein. The coding region runs from base 457 to 1578 and encodes 373 amino acids. NCBI's taxonomy places the organism in Eukaryota, Viridiplantae, Streptophyta, Magnoliopsida, Brassicales, Brassicaceae. The transcript has a single exon. The record is from RefSeq and is marked reviewed.
GGAGGGAAAAGGCAUAUAUAAUAAACAUCAUUCGAAUUCGUUUUUUUCUUCUUCACAAAACAUAAGUAGAAUUCUAUAAACCUAAAACUUUCAUCCAAAAUGUACUAUAAGAUCAUCCGUGAAUGAAAAAAAAAAAAAAAAAGCGUACACUCACUCAUAUGCACACACGAACCAAUGCAUCGGUAAGAUUCGCAUAAACAUACAAAAAAUAGGAGUAAAUAAACCAAAUAAAAACUAAAGUGAGGAGACAAAUAUUCUAACACAAAAAAUAGAAAAUAAAAAUAGCGUCACACCUACUCUUUCUUCUACCUUUAGUAUCUAUCUCCUGUCUUCAUACUCCUUUACACUCCUCUCCUUCUUCUUUACACCUCUCCAAUGGUAAAAUCUCUCAUUCACUAACUUUCUCUGCUUCUCUCUAUCUUUCUCUGUGCAUACCAACUCUAAAGUCUCUCAUCAAUGGCGGCUCGAAAACUAGGGUCGUUGUUACGUCAAUACUUUUUCUCUCUAUGCUUCCUCUUCCUCGGUUGCUUCUUCUUCCCUAAAGACGCAGACUAUAAACAAAAGAGAAGAAAGAAGAAGCUUAGAAGAGUUUCUUCUUCUUCUGGUUCAUCUCUAUCCUCUUCUUGGACGUAUUUAAAACGAGUUUUCUUAUCCACGACAAGGAUAUCCAAAUCCCGUAACCAAACACAUCCUAACGUUACUUUAACAUCCGCAAGAUCAUCUCAAAACUCCCUCGUCACUCUCGUCCAACCCGAUACCACAAACCAACCCGACCCGGAAACACGUAUUCAUCAGCAAACCGAAUUCGAGAUCUCCUCUUCCGACGAGAUUUUCCCUUGUAACUCGUGUGGCGAGAUUUUCCCAAAAAUCAAUCUCCUCGAGAAUCACAUCGCGAUCAAACACGCCGUGUCGGAGCUAAUCGCCGGAGAAUCAAGCACGAACAUCGUCAAGAUCAUAUUCAAAUCUGGUUGGCCGGAGCAAGGUAAUUACAAAUCUCCGGUGAUCAAUCGAAUCUUAAAAAUCCACAACAGUUCAAAGAUUCUCACCAGAUUCGAAGAGUAUCGUGAGUUCGUGAAAGCUAAAGCCGCUCGUAGCAACGGCGGUGGAAGACGGUGGGACGAUGAACGUUGCGUCGCCGACGGAAACGAACUUUUACGAUUUUACUGCUCGACGUUUAUGUGUGAUUUAGGGCAAAACGGUAAAUCAAAUCUCUGUGGUCAUCAGUAUUGUAGUAUCUGUGGUAUCAUCGGAUCUGGAUUCUCGCCGAAGCUCGACGGGAUCGCGACGUUGGCGACGGGGUGGAGAGGACACGUGGCGGUUCCGGAGGAGGUUGAAGAAGAGUUUGGGUUUAUGAAUGUGAAACGGGCCAUGUUGGUUUGUCGGGUUGUAGCGGGUCGGGUCGGGUGUGAUUUGAUUGAUGAUGAUGACGUGGAUAAGAGUGAUGGUGGAGGGUAUGAUUCUCUGGUUGGGCAGAGUGGGAACAAGAGUGGGGCUCUGUUGAGGAUCGACGAUGAUGAGCUUUUGGUUUUUAAUCCAAGGGCUGUGCUUCCUUGUUUUGUUAUUGUGUAUACUGUGUAACCGGAUUUGUGAUCCUGUGUGUUUUUGUUUAUAUUUUGUUACAAUUGUGAAGUGUGAAACGCUUUAGGUUUGUUUGGAAAAUGGUAAAAUCUUUGUGGUGAGUAAUGAUCUAGGUACAGUUUGAGAGGUUAUGUGACUAAAGAGUUAAAGAUAGUCCAGCCGAAACAUUUAGUUUAAUAGUUUAUGUUAUUGUUGAUUUCGUCGAUAUAUGUUGAUUAAAAAGCAUUUAGUCUAAUAGUUUCUGUUAUAGUCGAUUUUGUUGAAUGCGAU